UUGAGAGGUUAGCCUUGUCUGAAGUGUAGUAGUUCUCUGUAGUUCUCUGGAAAAGUGGAAACAUCAUGGAAGGAAAUCUUCCUGUAACUUCCAAAACCGUCUUUCGUGAAGACGUUGUUCGCCAUGCAACGCGUCGGGACAGAAUUGGCAUUGUACUUGAAAAUGGAAAUGAUUCUGAGUCGAACUCAGAAUAUGAAGAUGAAGAGGAGAGAGUAGGGGAAGGAUUGGUUUUGGUGUCAUGGUACCCCAAAGGGGACGAGGAAGAAAUCGAAGAAGGCUUGUUGCAGGCUGUUGACAGAUCUUGGUCACAAGGGGAAAUUGCAAGAUGGAAAGACCCAAGUAAAGGGUCAAUGAAAGGUAUUGUUAGUGAUAUCUGUAUGAAAGUGAACCUCAGGACUGCUGGGGCAUUGCAGCCAUUGGCCAAGAAUGUAAAUGUCAACGAGCUGGCUCCUCUACAGAAGUUCUACCAUGAGUUAACUUUUGCCCUUGGAGCUUGGAUUGGCACUGUUCGGGAAGUACAUUUGAGACUGAUAUUGAAAUUCAGAAACGGUGCCAGAUGCAUAGUUGAAGGUGAACAGGUUAACAUGUUGGUAGACAAUACUGACAAUAGAGAUGAGGAUUCACCUUUUUAUUGUGGGCUGUUUUACCCAGGACAAAGUUUAACAGGAACAUCUAGGGUUUUUCGAGAUGUGCAGUGGAUAAAUGGACCUCGCCCAGUUUUUUCCAGCAAUCAAAGAAUCAGCUGUAUUGUUGAUGAGGUUACAGCAUCAGGCCUUCGAGUUCAUUGGCUAGAACGAGGAUACACCACCAGUUCAUCGGAAUCCUCAUAUCUUCCACCAGACACGCAAAUCUCAGAAGAAACUCUAUCAAAAAUAACUGUGUUUGAUCAUUUCAACAAAACAAAUAUUCAAAUUGGUGACAAGGCUUUCUACACUUUGAAGGAAGCAGACAUUGAUCCAAAUAAAUCUCCACCAGAUAAAGAAGAACACAUAGAUUUAGCCCAAUGCUCUAAGGUGCAACCAGAAAAUAAAAAGAGUAAACAUUCUUCUGCAAGCAAGGAUCAAGGAAGAGAAGAUGAUGAUGAAAAAAUCGAAGAAAAUGAUUCAACCGGGACAGAUGAAUCAGCAGAUGACGAGGAUAGUGAUCAUGGCAACACAAGGGAGUCACGACAAUCUGCAACCGUUUCAAAUCGCCGCAAUGAAGGGAGGCAUCAAGCUGCAGCUGUUGGGCCUCGAUCGCAUGCAAAUAGAAAAAGGAGGCAGUUUCGGCGUAAAAAGAAGAAGCAUCAAAUCCCUGUUAAACUCGUGGCUGGCGAAAGGGUUUGCGUGGAGGUAGAAGCGACUUCAAAACUAUUGACCAUCACGUGGCAAGAUGGCAGCAAGCAAGCUGAUAUUCCAUCCACUGAACUUCUUCCCGUUCUCCAUGUUGAUGACUUCGAAUUUUUUCCAGGGGAUUUUGUCAUUGACAAAACACAGCCCCCUUCCGAGGCUGGCUUUGGGGUUGUUCAAAAAGCCGAUAGUUCUCAGCGUACCUGUAAAGUUAAAUGGAUGAACAGAACAGAAAAUGUUUACGAUGAUUGUGUAAGUGUUUAUGAUAUCGGAGACCAUCCUGACUACAGUUUCAAGUUUGGAGAUGUGGUGUUUCGACUAGCAGAUGAACAAAAUGAAGAAAACAGCGAAGGAGGCAAAGAAGAAGUCAAGGCAACGUGUGGGCAGGUUUUGUUCGUGGACAUUGAAGGAAACAUCAAUGUUCUAUGGUCAGACCGCACAAGGUCCGCACUGCCGCCGCAAAAUCUUUUCGUAGUGCAUAUAGAUGAUUGGUCAGUAUCUGGUAGCAAUCACUCAAGCUCCGAUGAAGAAUGGGAAACAACCAGCGAAGUGAGCACGGACCACGAACAAUUGCUUGAAGGAAAUAACCCACUCUCUGACAUGCAGAUUCUUGAUGACAUUGGCCACCGAUCGGUAGAAGCUCUUAGCAAUGCCAACCAAAAUGACCAGGCCACUGAAAGUCAACCAAUCGAAUCGCAAAGUGCCUCCGCAGAAGCAAACGAAGGAUCACAGAACAGUAAAGAGGAUAUUCAUGGGACUGAACCAGAUACAAAAGAUCAUGUCGAGGCUACAGCAAAUAAUGAUGUCAAGCUGAAGAUAGCACCAGUUGUGAGUGAAACUACACCGAAUGCAGUAGAUAGGUUCAGCAUUUUAGAAGAUCUUCCAGCUUCACACAGAUUUGCUUCCACAACUUUUCAACCAGUCAAUCCUCGUCAGUUUAAUUUGGCCAUUAACAGAGAAGCCGUUGAAAUGGAGAGAAGUCUGUCUGAUGGGGUUUAUGUGAGAGUGUUUGAAUCAAGAUUCGAUUUGGGCUCAAUCAUGAUCGAGGGACCGGCUGGGACUCCUUAUGAAGAUGGCUUAUUCAUUUUUGACCUGCAACUGCCUCCAGAUUAUCCGAAGUCUCCGCCUGUCGUUCGUUAUUUGUCGCAGUGCUCCGAGCGGCUAAACCCAAAUCUCUAUGAAGAUGGCACGGUUUGCGUGAGUCUUCUCGGAACGUGGAAUGGUAAAGGCUCAGAGAACUGGACAAAGAAGUCUAAUCUCUCCCAACUGAUAUUAUCACUUCAAGGCCUGAUUUUAUGCGAAGAGCCCUACUUUAAUGAAGCUGGGUAUGAAAAGCAUAAAGGUUCAGCAGAAGGAAUUGAAAAUAGCCGAAUGUAUAAUGAGAUGGUGAUCAUUAAAGUACUGCAGAGCUUGGACAGACUCAUUAGAAAUCCAUCUGAGGCGUUUAAAAAGGAGAUAAUGCUGCAUAUGAAGAAAGCCUUACCGAGAUUAUUCAAACGAAUUUAUGCUUGGCUGAAAAACUACGCACCAAAGGACUUCCUAGAAAAAUACCCUCUUUCUUCUUCAAUGGAGGUGGAUGAGUCCGUCUCCGAACCAGAGUUUCCGCUUUUGCCGCUAUCUUUUGGAUUUUGCAUACCGUUGUUGCGGAACCUCAAAUCUUUAGAAAACACUGCAGAAAAGUUUAUUGUGUAGCCUUAGAAUGUAUUUAUAGUGAGCAAAUUGUUUAUUUUUAUAACUGUUAGGAGAAAGUCUUGGUCGUUGCGAAGGUUUGAGACCUUAGGAUUAUUGUUUACGUCUGCGAAAAGACUAGAAAGCAGUUUAUUCCUGUAGCUUAUUCUUCUUCAGGUGACCCGUUGAUUAUAUAGCUGCAUACGGAAGUUGUUUCUUGUUAAAAUUUUCCAUAUAAGAUUUUAAGCACCGGGCCCGGGACUGAUCGUCUCAAAUCUCAGUACAGAUACAUGUUGUGCUCCUUUGUCCAUUGUUUAAAUUAAGAUUAUUUAUUGAAAACAAUCUUUUGGUGGCACAAAACUUGUAAAUGGCUUUGAAAAAAGCAAACAUUUAGUAAACUAAAGCUUUUCGUCUGACACUCUUCAGAGUUUAAAACGUCAGAACAUAGAUCGAAAACUCUACGCUAGGAAGUAUAUAUACCCAGUUGUGGAUCGAAAUAGGCCAAUCAGAAACACGAGCACAUGACUGUAUAGGUUGACCAAUCAGUGCCGCUUGCCUAAUUAUUUAUUGAAGUAGUUGACAUAAAAAACGAAAUGGCUUGAAAUUUUUACUUGAGAUGAUUAUCCACAGUCUCAUCACAAGCGAAAUAUUUAACUCUUUGUCAUUAGAUAAUUAACACUGCGGAUAUGAUUUUGAAAUUUGUAUCCAAACCAAAUUACAGAUCCGAACCCGGCCACCAAGAUUCAGUGCCAAGAAAUCUAAGAAACUUUUUCAAAAUAAAUUUAUCAUACUUUUCCUCUGAUGUCUAAUACAAUCGAUAUUUCAAGAACACAACAAUAUUGGAAAAAAAAUAAUCUUUGUUUAAAGAUUUCUCAGUAUAUAUUCAAUUUUUAUGUUAUUAUUGUCUGAUGAACUCGUGAACACUGUAAAAUUUGACAGUUAUUUAUAAAGCGAUAUCAUACUUAGUCCCAUUGUUGUGUCGUUAAGUCAAAAUCGUAUACCAAUGUAAGUACGUAUUACCUCAAAUUGUUGUUAUUGCAGGGUAUCGUAUAAAAGAUGGGCAACGAGUCAAAA
Rhopilema esculentum is the source of this 4070-nucleotide messenger RNA. RefSeq names its product (E3-independent) E2 ubiquitin-conjugating enzyme. The record is from RefSeq and is a predicted model, not a curated record. Gene Ontology annotation, molecular function: ubiquitin conjugating enzyme activity. NCBI's taxonomy places the organism in Eukaryota, Metazoa, Cnidaria, Scyphozoa, Rhizostomeae, Rhizostomatidae.